UUAGCGAGAGGGGCUGUACUUAUAGGAGAGGGUAUAAAAAUUCUUCCACUCGGAUUAAAACACAUUUCUUCUCCAGAUAUUCUCCUUUAAAUCCCUCGCACAGGAGUAAGGUGAAGCCAAAGCUUGUCCCAAAAUGAAGGUUUUUGCCCUGACUGUACUGGUGAUUAGCCUCUGCUAUGUACAAGGUGGUUUAGUGAAACGGCAAGCCGAGGAAGAACCUCAGGGGGAAGUUCCAACUGCCUUUGCUGCUCAGUUCAAUGAAUUUAUCCGGAGGUUGCAACAGGAAACCCAAGGAUUGGCUACAUCCAUCAAAGAGAGCUUUGCGCAAACCCCUUUAGAGGAAAUAAGGAGCCAAAUUGAUUCGGCGUUCCAGCAACUCCAGGACAAAUUUAAUCCCCUCACCCAACAGAUGAGGCAAAAUGUGGCCCAAUUGUUCACCAUCCCUGGUCGUGUCGAGCAAGCCCCCGAAGCCGAAAGCUAAAGUCGACGCUUCUCAAAAAUGGAAUUCUCCGUUUCCUUCGACCCCGGGAUGUAUAUUUAGCAAAAUCGGGGCUCAUUUUCCCUGAAUCGAAACUGUUGAGACCCUAAGACCAGUUGCAAUAAAGAUAUAUCAGUUCUUCUUUCCGUA
Molecule: messenger RNA, 628 nt
Organism: Thamnophis elegans (Western terrestrial garter snake)
Lineage: Eukaryota; Metazoa; Chordata; Lepidosauria; Squamata; Natricidae
Product: apolipoprotein A-II-like
Exons: 4
Coding region: 134-481 (115 amino acids)
Biological process (GO): lipoprotein metabolic process; lipid transport
Cellular component (GO): extracellular region
Molecular function (GO): lipid binding
Source: RefSeq, a predicted model, not a curated record